AUGCAAUCGAGCUGUUCUCAAUGCUCCAAGCGGCUUGAUUCGGAGAAUCAAACAGUAUGGCUUUUGGAGUUGAAGUUGUUGCCAUCGACAUGGGAAACCAUCGCCUAUAUCUUGGCUAAACUGAAAAGAAAGGAGACAAAUUGCGAAUGCGGGAGCAAGGGAGGAUAUAUGUCUCUGGAGUAUGCCAUGGGAGGGAUAUUUUCUGAGAAAUCUGAUGUGUAUAGCUUUGGAGUGUUGCUACUUGAGUUUGUCAUUGGCAAAAAGAACACGAGCUUCUACUACCUUGGCCAGCAUUUCAAUCUUCUUUCCUAUGCAUGGCAAUUGUGGAGCGAAGAUAGAGGACUAGACCUAACGGAUGAAGCGAUUGUUAAUACUUCUUUGCCAAAAAAGCGAAGAGAUGCAUUCGGAUGGAGAGCUAAGAUAACAGGAAACUGGUGCAUAAUUUCGAGGCUCCGUGGCUUGGUACACACAUCUGAUAGUUCGGCCAAACUUAUGCAAGCGAAAGCAUGGAAGGAGCAGUUGAAGCAAGAUGAUUCGCAGGAAUUGACCCUUUUCAGUUUUGAUAGUAUACUACUUGCCACAGACAAGUUCAGCACCACAAGUAAACUCGGGCAAGGAGGGUUUGGCUCUGUUUAUAAGGGGAAGCUGAAAGAUGGGAAAGAGGUAGCUGUGAAAAGACUUUCCAGUACCUCGGCCCAAGGCAUUGAAGAGUUCAAGAAUGAGAUCAUCCUUUUAUCGAAACUACAACAUCGAAAUCUUGUUAAACUCAUGGGCUACUGCAUUGAAGGAGAUGAAAAAUUUUGGUAUACGAGUACUUGUCGAACAAAAGCUUGA
Molecule: messenger RNA, 834 nt
Organism: Eucalyptus grandis
Lineage: Eukaryota; Viridiplantae; Streptophyta; Magnoliopsida; Myrtales; Myrtaceae
Product: G-type lectin S-receptor-like serine/threonine-protein kinase At1g61490
Exons: 6
Coding region: 1-834 (277 amino acids)
Biological process (GO): protein phosphorylation
Molecular function (GO): ATP binding; protein kinase activity
Source: RefSeq, a predicted model, not a curated record